GGAGGUCUGGGUGAUUUGCAAAGCCGAAGUCACUCGGAAGGGAUUAGCUAGCUUGCUAGCAGCAGAAACGUCUUCAGAUGUUGGAAUUUGCGCUAAAUGAGCUACUUUGAUCAGUGCUGACAUAUCAAGCCCAUCCUUCUGGCCUCUGGCCCCACCAGUAACAUCUCACUCUUGUUGCUCUUGUGUUGCCAGCUGGUAUUAGAGGUGAAAUCCCAGCUGUUGCCAUGGCAAUCCUUUUUGCUGUGGUGGCUCGAGGAACCACCAUCCUGGCCAAACAUGCAUGGUGUGGCGGGAACUUCCUGGAAGUGACUGAACAGAUCUUAGCCAAAAUCCCCUCAGAGAAUAACAAGUUGACUUACAGCCACGGCAGCUAUCUCUUUCAUUACAUCUGUCAUGACAGAAUCAUAUAUCUGUGCAUCACUGAUGAUGACUUUGAGAGGUCACGUGCAUUCAGUUUCCUUAGUGAAGUCAAGAAGCGUUUCCAAACAACAUAUGGGUCACGUGCGCAAACAGCCCUGCCCUACGCCAUGAACAGUGAGUUCUCCUCAACACUGGCAGCUCAGAUGAAACACCACUCAGACCCACGCGGAUCAGAUCGUGUCACUGAGAGUCAGUUGCAAGUGGAUGACCUGAAGGGCAUUAUGGUCCGCAACAUAGACUUGGUAGCUCAGAGAGGAGAGAAGCUGGAAUUGCUGAUUGACAAGACAGAAAAUCUGGUUGAUUCUUCGGUCACAUUUAAGACCACUAGUCGUAACCUUGCACGAGCCAUGUGUAUGAAGAACCUCAAGCUGACUGUUGUCAUUGUGCUGGUGUGCCUGGUGGUCCUUUACAUUAUUGUCUCUGCUGCCUGUGGAGGCCUCAAAUGGCCCACGUGUGUCAAAUAAGGGGAAACUAUGGAUAAAAGAGAGGGAGAUAAAGGAAAAAAGGAUGAGGAGGAGAAGCGCCUGUUCAACUAUGCCUGCCAAUGGACACAAAAGGAAACACAGCUUUCCUUGCUUUACUUCUCUAGCUUCAUCAUCCCUAGAAGGCACGUGCUGCUCCUCCUCCUGCCUCCUUCCUCGCCCCCUCUGUGAUAGUGUGCACAUUGACUUGCCUUCUGGACAGGGAGUCCCACCUCAUACCCACACUAAUGGACAGCAGCCAUGUGGCCUAAAACUGAUGUGGAACAAUAAUCUUGUCUUAUUCUAGUCUGGUACAUUCAUCCUGUCUCAUGCACUUAGUGGCCUGAUGUAUCAGUCUGUGAUACUGUCCUGCACCUAUCUAUGUAAUUAAUCCAUUCAGACUGAUACCAGAAUGAACCACACAGAUAGCAAAAGA
This is a messenger RNA of Seriola dumerili (greater amberjack), 1317 nucleotides long. It is a transcript of the gene vamp7, whose product is annotated as vesicle associated membrane protein 7. Gene Ontology annotation, biological process: exocytosis; vesicle fusion. Gene Ontology annotation, cellular component: membrane; SNARE complex. The transcript has 8 exons. The coding region runs from base 225 to 884 and encodes 219 amino acids. Gene Ontology annotation, molecular function: SNAP receptor activity; SNARE binding. Lineage: Eukaryota; Metazoa; Chordata; Actinopteri; Carangiformes; Carangidae. The record is from RefSeq and is a predicted model, not a curated record.